Messenger RNA from Ostrea edulis (European flat oyster), 3089 nucleotides. RefSeq lists its product as uncharacterized. The record is from RefSeq and is a predicted model, not a curated record. The transcript has 7 exons. NCBI's taxonomy places the organism in Eukaryota, Metazoa, Mollusca, Bivalvia, Ostreida, Ostreidae. The coding region runs from base 893 to 1618 and encodes 241 amino acids.
AUCUUAUAAUUUAUCAUGUAAUUUUUUUUUUGGGUGGGGGGGGUGCCUUCCCCUUUAAGCAUAUCUAAAAGUAAGCUGGGCGUUGGACUGUUAUUACUAUGGCAUUAAAACUAGUGAAAGGUUACGAUAACGAACAGUGAUCAAUCUCAUAAAUACAAAAUAGAUAGUUGGGCAAACACUGACCCCAGUACGCACCAGAGGUGGGAUCAGGUGCCAAGGAGUAAGCAUCAUCUGUAGACCGAUCACACACGCCGUGAGCCCUAUAUCUUGAUCAUGUAAACGGAGUUAUCCGUAGUAGAAGUAGGUACAGUUUCUGGCAUAUAUCUGGCAUAUAUUUUACUCUCUUGAAACACUGAUUAAGGUUAAUUCCAGACACAUUUUAAAGAGAGAAAAAUUUUGGGCCUUUUUAUGUAUACAAUGUAAAACUUAUACAGCACCAAUUUUGAUGCACCAGAUGCGCAUUUCGACAAAUAAUGUCUCUUUAGUGAUGUUCAACCGAAAUGUUUGAAGUCCGAAAUAAAAAUGAAGUCUUAGAGCUAUUAUAGGCAAAAACAGCGUGCCAAAAAGUGGAGUCAAAUUCGUCUAAGGAUAAGAGUUUUGCAUGAGGGAGAUAAUCCUUAAUUUUGAAAUGAAUUUCUAAAUUUUAUAACAGCAAUUAAAUAUACAUUCGUAUUUUCAAGCUAGUAACGAAGUACUUAGCUACUGGGCUGUAGAGACCCUCGGGGACUAACAGUCCACCAGCAGAGGCCUCGACCCAGAGGUCAUAAUGUAAAACUUAUACGGAGUUUUAACAUUUAGAUUGUAUAUGUUUUAGAUACCAGAUCAUACAAAGAGUGAUGUAAAGUCCCGAGAAUGUAACGACGAAAACGAGUAUGAUUCGGUUAUUGCAAACAUGAUAAUGAGGACAUCCAAAUUGCGUAAAGAUGCGAUUGUCACCAAGACAGUAGUCUAUUGGUGGAUGACCAUUACUUGUUUAACCAUUCUUGGCAAGACUGGAAAAUGCAUGGCGACAUGUCCAACUGUCCAGCAGACUGCACGGCGGGUACAGAGAUGUCCAGUGAAUGAAGCUGAAUGGGAGAACGCUGCAAUGAACAAGAAGUGUGGACAAUUACAUCGCAACUGUACAUCUCAUUUUAAAUACCACUGUGCUCUGAGUGUGUUUCUGAAUGAAACAUGGGAAGUGUGCUCUCCAUGGAGAUAUUUACUGGGGUAUUGUAUAGAAUACAAUGAACUUGGAAAUCGGAUACAAGACAACUACAUGAGGGACUGUUCAGCAAUGAACCCUCCAUGUCCAUCCCGCUACAACUCAACAGAAGCUUACAGAUACCAAGAGUGUUACCAAACGGUCAAACCAUCACCAGACAUCUACAAGAUGACUCCUAGUAGUACCCACACAACAAUGGUUAGUAAUACCGACACAACGGGUGAAACAAACGAAGAAACAGACAAUGGGAACAUCAUUUGGAUAGUUGUACUAUCACCCUGCAUUGUCAUUUUUCUUGCGAUAUUUCUUCUGGUGAUUAUAUGCACGGAGCAGAGGAGAAGAUAUUCAAUGACAAAAAACCCAAAGAAGAAAGACAUGAACGAAGUUGAUUUGCAUCCCCUUAAUAGUACUUAAUAGUACAAGUAACGGACAAGUCUUGACUAUUUGAGUUGACAAAAUAGUUGAAACAAAUUGAUCGCUCCAUUUCAAAAAGAAGUAGACUGAUUUUUGACCUAUGCCUAGUCUUCCUGAUAAACAGGGAACAUAUGUUUUACAAGUACAUGUAGAUGAGUCACAAAUGUGUAACUUUUUUUCUCUUGAAAAAGGGUCAGACUGUGUGUGUGUGUGUGUGUGUGUGUGUGUGUGUGUGUGUUGCAAGACCUCGCUUCUAUUUGUACGGGAUAAAAUGCUUUUUUACUGUAAUAAUUACAUUUUUAAGUAAGGAAUAGAGCCAUAUUUUACUACGUUUAUGCUUUUAAUAGUAUUAUGUCAUAAUUAAAACUAUAGUACAGUAAUAUCUCUCCUUCCCGGAAAGUUCGGCAUUUUUACGCAAAUCUACGACCGAUGUACUUAUCUAAAAUCCCCUGAGUACAGCUCAUAUGCUACAUGUACCUAGAAAACCUAAGAAUGAAUUGUUUUAAAUGUGUAUACUAGUAUAUUCUAUUACUUAACAACGUCCAGGAGUAUGUGUAAUUAGAAUUGACAAGAUGGUUUGUAAGAUGUUCAAAAGCGGAUUUUUAGCAAGCUUUUCUGAUCACUCGGUCAUUUGUCAGUCCGUCUCAAUUCAUAUUAUGUAUAUAGAUUCUUUAUGAAAAGACGACCGUGCAAUACGAUCAUAUUUGACCUUAUGACCUUGACCUACUUUCUUAAAAUACCUCGCCUUAUAUUGAUAUUUCCUGACCUAUUCAAAGAAAACCUUUAUAUUAUGUGUAUAGAUUUUUAUGGCAAGACCUUGAUUUACUGCAAUGUCUGACCUUGUGAUCUUUAUUCAAUAUCCCUCAACUAUUUAAGAUAGGGCUUUCAUAUUUUGUGUACAGAUUUCUUCAUACCAUACCAUGAUCUAUAACCGUUGUAUUAUCCAGAAGAGUAAGAGCAUCUUAGUCAUAUUGGUGUUGAGGUAUUUCUGUGUUAUGAUAAUUCAUUUUCAGUUAUGCUGUGAUCCUUUGGGGCUCAUUUGGGGCCACGAUAUGGGGUCAAAAUUUUUCAUGGAAAUAAAGAUUGAUAAAAAAUCUUAUAAAACUCACAACAGUUGAACAAUGACAGGGCCAAUAUGAAUCAGGUGAGCGAUGUGGACCAUGGGCCUAUUGCUAAAUUGUAUGACUUUAUAUGGUAAAUAUAUAAGAGAGGUCUAAACAUCCCUCCUUGGGUCUGUUCAUACCACGACUCUAUAUUUUCCAGUAUGCUUCAGAUUAGUAACGACUAUCUGUAAACAUUCUUGCCCUGUAUCGGUGUAUUUCAAGUCCGUCAGAUUAUUUUUUAUCAUUCUUUCUACUAUCAUAUUCUUGUUCUAUUAUGUAAUGUGUCUACAAAUACUAUUUUGUAUGCAUAAUUGAUUUUUUUUUUAAAUAUUUGUAUUGGAUUUUGUUGUUACUCCAUCAGAGAACGA